CCAGAUGCAAUGAGAAGGAAGCUAUUCUGUACUGAAUCAGCAUGGGAUAGAGUGCCGAAAAGACGUUCAGACCAAGCACAGCUAGCGCGUCCCUGCUGGUUCUCCAUUCUGCAUCCGUGCAGCCACGUUCUAUUGAUGGCCUGUUGUGAUUUCAAUGGAACAUCAUGGGAUGUACCUGGCACGUCGGGCAGCACUGGAUGGAGGUGCCUUUAGCCCAAUGUACCUGGCAUGGUGGUAAGGUGAAAGCGAGAGGAAGAGAAGGUGGAGAUGGAACUGCCAAAUCAUGCCAAACAACUGCUACUGCAGCUGAACCAGCAACGAGCCAAAGGUUUCCUCUGUGAUGUGAUCAUUGUGGUAGAAAAUGCCCUGUUUCGUGCCCAUAAGAACAUCCUGGCAGCCAGCAGCAUGUAUUUCAAAUCCCUUGUCCUGCAUGACAACCUGAUAAACUUAGACACGGACAUGGUGAACCCCACUGUGUUCCGGCAGAUCUUGGACUUUAUUUAUACUGGUAAGCUCUUAACGACUGACCAGCCUGGUGAACAGAACUUUAAUGCUCUCCUCACCGCAGCAAGCUACCUCCAACUGCACGACCUGGCAGCUCUCUGCAGAAAGAAGCUGAAGCGGAACGGCAAGUCCUUUGCUAGCAAGGCUGGUGGCCUUGGUGUUGGGAGAUCUGCCAGAAGUCAGAGACUUUCCACUGCUUCAGUCAUCCAAGCUCGCUAUUCAGGGUCAAAUGAGGGGUUGAAGGGCUCACACUCAAAGGAGCUGUCAAAGGGAAAGCUCUCUGAUGACGAGGUCUUCAUUAGCAGCUCCAACCAAGAGAACUGUCACUCCUUAAGCAGGGGAGCUAGCAAGAACGGCGGUGGGGGCAGCAGUGCAAAUGGGAGCACUGGUGACCAGGAGCUAGGCCUCGACCUGUCCAAAAAAAGCCCCUCGCUCCCUGUCACAGCCUCCCACGAUGACACGCAGCACAGCGAAAGCCAGCACGGCUCUCCCCAAUCUGCCUCAGCCCCUGCAGCCAACAGUGCCUCAUCGUUUGACGAGUCUGGUGUCGGAGCCCCCCACAGCAUGGCCGACAGCAGCGACCCCAUGGAGAUGGAUCUGAGCGAGGAGUGCCACCACUCACUGACAGAGAGCAGCCAGCGCAAGGGCCUCCGGCACUCGUCCCGCAAGAAGGAGUGGAUCAAGAAAGACAACGCCUUUGACCGAAAGGAAGGGGGCAAAGACAGGGACGAGGGUGAAGGGCUGCCCAAUGGUAUCCUGCUGGGGCCCUUGUCCAAGUCUGUGGAGAGGAGUCUGGCUGGGGCCUAUGGGGCAGACCUGCCCUACCCAUGUAAGGAAGAGGUGGAAAACGGUAAGGAGAACAGUGAUGACAGCGGCCAGAGCGAGAGUGAGAGUGGCGGCCAUACCAGUGCCAACUAUGUCUACCGGCAGGAGGGAUUUGAGCCAGUGGCCUAUGGUGACAACCUGUAUGUCUGUAUCCCCUGUGGCAAAGGCUUCCCGAGCUCUGAGCAGCUCAAUGCCCAUGUGGAAACGCACACUGAGGAAGACCUUUACAUCAAGGAGGAAGGCACAUACGGCAGCAAGGAUGAAGCCGAGGAUUUGUCCAACCCCAAUCAGUCCUACGCUGCGGAGUCCCGGCCCUUCAAGUGUUCCGUGUGUGAGAAGAGCUACAAGGAUCCAGCCACGCUGCGGCAGCACGAGAAGACUCACUGGCUGACGCGGCCCUUCCCUUGCAACAUCUGCGGCAAGAUGUUCACACAGCGGGGCACCAUGACACGGCACAUGCGCAGCCACUUGGGGCUCAAGCCCUUUGCUUGCGAGGAAUGUGGGAUGCGCUUUACCCGGCAGUACCGACUAACAGAGCAUAUGCGUGUCCACUCAGGAGAAAAACCUUACGAAUGUCAACUGUGUGGUGGGAAAUUCACCCAGCAGCGCAAUCUGAUCAGCCACCUGCGAAUGCAUACCUCUCCCACAUAAGCCAAAGACUCCAGAAUGAGCUUCAAGCCCAUCCGCAGUGAUUUACCUUUCUGUAGACUUGCUGCUUAAAAAAAAAAGGAAAAAAGAAAAAAAAAACAAACAAAAAAGGGGGCAACUCCCCAUACUCUGUUCAGUCAUGAGAGGCCUAAACAAAUGUAGCUUUAACAUUUAAAAAAAAAAGUUCCUUUUUUUUCCUUUUUUUAAAAAAAGAAAGGUCCACAGCCAAGCUGAUGCAUUUAGUCCCAGUCUCCCUUCAAAUUUUGAUGACCUGGCAAGAAAUGCCUCUUCUUUUUGCACACAUCGACUUCAUUGCCAUAUUUCUUAUCUGCAGCAGGUAGGGGUACCUUGGGGAACUUUCAGCCUCUGCUGGCUCCCCCUUCUCUGCCUCUUUCUGUGUUCCUGUCACUGUACUCACCUCCUCUCUUAAAACCAAACUCAGCAGGGGUAUUUCUUGCCAUUAAAAAGAAAAUAGAGUAAACCUUUUCAGUGGCCUAAGUAGCUGUGAAAUAAUAGCAUUCUCAAGUGCAGAAGCUGUGUCUGUGGACCAUCUCACAGGGUUGGCAGCCUCUCCAGAGACUGUGGGAAAGCCACGGCAGUAGCGGAGCCCAUCCCCGUCCCUUGGGGUGGCGAUGGUGGGGGGAGCAGCUCCCAGGGCCGCACCAGCCCCAGUACUUCACUUAAAGAAAAGGCAAAAUCUCCCUUACCAUCCCUCCCCAUUUUGGUUUUGGUCUUUAUCCUUGGCACGCAUAACCACGUGCCACCUUCUCCCAUAAAACACGCAAACCUCUUUUGCCUUACCCAUGACUGAACAGGGACUGGAUGCCCUGGGAAUUUCUUUCAGUGAGCAGGGGGUCGUCUUUACUUUUCUAGUAGUUUCGUAUGAAUAUUCUUUGCUUAGAGGUACUUGUUUUAUUAAAGGAAAAACCAUUGUAACGUUUA
Messenger RNA from Corvus hawaiiensis (hawaiian crow), 2919 nucleotides. RefSeq names its product HIC ZBTB transcriptional repressor 2 (gene HIC2). Gene Ontology annotation, molecular function: DNA-binding transcription factor activity, RNA polymerase II-specific; RNA polymerase II cis-regulatory region sequence-specific DNA binding; protein binding. NCBI's taxonomy places the organism in Eukaryota, Metazoa, Chordata, Aves, Passeriformes, Corvidae. The transcript is spliced from 5 exons. Gene Ontology annotation, biological process: regulation of transcription by RNA polymerase II. The record is from RefSeq and is a predicted model, not a curated record. The coding region runs from base 268 to 1980 and encodes 570 amino acids. Gene Ontology annotation, cellular component: nucleus.